AUGCCUUCCAGAAAAGUCCAAUCUUACUGCGGUUCGAAAAUCUUUGGCGUCCCCAAGUACGUGUUUUGGGUACUCUUGGGGGUUGCCAUAAUCGUCAUUGUGGUCCCAGUUGCGGUCAUGUUUGGGCGAAAGAAGCACAUCCAAAAAUCGAGUGUCCUUGUCCCACUCUAUGUCUACCCCGACCCAGGAGCAUGGGAUCCCUUGUACGAUGCCAUCGAAAAAAAUCCAACUCUCGAUUUCACGGUGGUGAUGAAUCCUGAGAGUGGUCCCGGCAACGACUCUCUCCCUGACUCAAACUACACGUCACAGAUUCCCAGACUUACCACGUAUCCAAACGUUGUUACUGUAGGCUACGUUUCAACAAACUACUCAAAUCGGGAUAUCUCUGCCGUGCUGCAGGAUAUCCGCACGUAUGCAGGCUGGUCAGGAGGGAACGUAACUAUCAAAAGUCUCGGGAUGCGUGGGAUCUUCUUUGAUGAGACGCCGGCCGACUACACCGCAGCCAGUGGACGGUUCUAUGGAACCGUUGCAGCAAUGGUACGAUCCCAACCAGGGUUUGGAGAUGAUCCUUUGAUAAUCCACAACCCCGGCGUCAUACCCGACCCACGUUACCUCAGUUCGUGCAACCAAACAGUAGUAUUCGAAGGCGCCUAUGAUACGUAUCAAAAAUACAAAAUGCAGAAAAACAUCACCACCUUCCUCAGCCAAAAUUCCAAAAUUUGCACAAGGGAUAACCUUGCCACUAUCGUCCACUCAAUGCCUAGUUCCGUGAGUGCGAAGGGGCAGAUGUCGUUAGUGAAAGACUUGAGAGGCAUAAGCCGAAAUGUGUUUGUUACGGGUUUGAGCGUGGAUUAUUAUUCGAGUUUUUGGAAUGGAUGGGAGGGGUUCGUCCAAGAUGUUGCUGCUCAGAAAUGA
This is a messenger RNA of Venustampulla echinocandica, 915 nucleotides long. RefSeq lists its product as uncharacterized. NCBI's taxonomy places the organism in Eukaryota, Fungi, Ascomycota, Leotiomycetes, Helotiales, Pleuroascaceae. The transcript has 3 exons. The record is from RefSeq and is a predicted model, not a curated record. The coding region runs from base 1 to 915 and encodes 304 amino acids.